Vombatus ursinus (common wombat) is the source of this 954-nucleotide messenger RNA. Its product is annotated as vomeronasal type-1 receptor 4-like. Bases 1 to 954 code for a protein of 317 amino acids. Gene Ontology annotation, biological process: G protein-coupled receptor signaling pathway. The transcript has a single exon. The record is from RefSeq and is a predicted model, not a curated record. Gene Ontology annotation, molecular function: pheromone receptor activity. NCBI's taxonomy places the organism in Eukaryota, Metazoa, Chordata, Mammalia, Diprotodontia, Vombatidae. Gene Ontology annotation, cellular component: membrane.
AUGCAUUCUUAUCAUGAUAUCCUGUGUACUUUCAACAUGCUUCAGAUUAUAAUUGGAGCAUUUGGAAAUGGUUUAGUGCUUUGCUUCUAUGGCUAUAGUAUAAUCACUGGUCAAAGAAUCAGAACCAUUCAACUAAUUUUCAUUAAUUUGGCCUUGUCCAAUAGUGUGAUGAUUCUCUUGAGAGGAGUUCCAUGGGCAAUCCAUUUCUGCAUUCAGAAAAUUUUCCUGCAUGACAUUAAAUGUAAAAUCAUCUUUUAUCUUCAAAGAGUGGCCCGGAGCAUUUCCCUUUGCACUACCUGCCUUCUGAGUGUCUUCCAGGCUAUUACCAUUAGUUCUGGCCAUCCCAUAUGGGCAGAACUCAAAGCUAGAGUGUCAAAGUAUAUAGUUCAAUUCUUUGUUUUGGUAUGGGUUCUCAAUCUUUUGAUAGAUGGGGUUGUGCCUCUAUAUGUGACUGGCACUAGGAACAACACAAACAGAAACCUGAUUAGAAACCUUGGGCUUUGUUCUGUGGACAGUUAUGCCAUGAAAAUCUCAAAAUACAUAAUCUUGAAGGCAUUUUAUGAUGCAGUGUUUGUGGGGUUCAUGGCCAUUACCAGUGGCUACAUGGUGGUUGUUUUGUACAGACACCACUGGCAAGUCCAGCACAUUCAUAAAACCAGCCUCAACCCCAGUUCUUCCCCAGAGACCAGAGCUACCAAAACCAUCCUGUUGCUCAUGAGCACCUUUGUGUGCUUCUAUUCAUUCAGUUCCAUCUUUAUUAUUGUGAUGGAUAAUUCUGAAGACACAAACCUAUGGAUGAUACAUAUCUCUGUUGUUUUUUCCUUGUGUUACCCAACAAUCAGUCCCUUUCUUUUAAUCAGCAGUGACUCCCAGAUGCCCAAUUGUUAUAACGCUUUCAACAAGAUGAAAAAUAAUUCACUAUCAAAUUCUGAGAACAAGUGUAUUAAAACCUAG